Messenger RNA from Ochotona curzoniae (black-lipped pika), 2047 nucleotides. It is a transcript of the gene TRNT1, whose product is annotated as tRNA nucleotidyl transferase 1. The transcript is spliced from 7 exons. Gene Ontology annotation, biological process: RNA processing. Gene Ontology annotation, molecular function: RNA binding; nucleotidyltransferase activity. NCBI's taxonomy places the organism in Eukaryota, Metazoa, Chordata, Mammalia, Lagomorpha, Ochotonidae. The record is from RefSeq and is a predicted model, not a curated record. The coding region runs from base 321 to 1631 and encodes 436 amino acids.
GCGGUCACCGUCCGUCCCCGAGCUCGCGGACCCGCGUGCUGUUUGGGGCGCUUCCGCUUCCCGCGCCCGGAGGCCCCGGUGGGGUCCCACCUGUUACUCCAUCUCCGCCGGCUCGCCUUUCCCUCCCUGGGGGACCAGGGGAGGGCAGGGAAGGGGCCCGCAGCGGCCGACUGGCAGCAGGUGCAAAGGCGCGCGGGCGCCCGGGCCUUGCCCUGCCCGCGGCUGCGAGCGGCUGGUGAGCCCGGCUGCAGGUGCGUCUCCCGGGUGCUGACGGCGCGCCCCCCGUGCCUGGCAGGGACGCGCUCGGCUGGACUCCCCAGAUGCUGAGGUUCCUGCGGCCCUGGCCCCGGAGCGCGCUGAGCUGCACCUGGAGCCUCCUGCGCCUUCCCCGGCGCGGCCUGUUCACCAUGAAGCUGCAGUCCUCGGAGUUCCAGGCGCUGUUCACGGACGGGCUGAAGAGCCUCACGGAGCUGUUCCACCGCGAGAACCACGAGCUGCGGAUCGCAGGAGGCGCCGUGCGGGACUUGCUGGCGGGGGUCAAGCCGCAGGACGUGGACUUUGCCACCACUGCCACGCCCGAGCAGAUGAAGGAGAUGUUCCAGGCAGCUGGCGUGCGCAUGAUCCACAACAAGGGGGAACAGCACGGAACCGUGACGGCCAGGCUUCAUGAAGAAAAUUUUGAAAUCACCACCCUGCGUAUUGAUGUAGCCACUGAUGGGAGACACGCCGAGGUGGAGUUCACCACUGACUGGCAGAAGGAUGCUGAGCGCCGCGACCUCACCAUCAACUCCAUGUUCCUGGGUUUUGACGGCACCUUGUUUGAUUACUUUAAUGGUUAUGAAGAUUUAAAAAAUAAGAAAGUUAGAUUUGUCGGGCAGGCCAAACAGAGGAUACAAGAAGACUACCUUCGGAUUCUAAGGUAUUUCAGGUUUUACGGCAGAGUCGUAGAGAAGCCUGGGGACCACGAUCCUGGGACUUUGGAAGCCAUUGCGGAAAAUGCACAAGGCUUGGCUGGAAUUUCAGGAGAAAGGAUUUGGGUGGAGCUGAAGAAAAUUCUUACUGGCAACCACGUCAAUCACUUGAUGCACCUGAGCUACAGACUUGGCGUGGCCCCUUACAUAGGCUUACCUGCUAAUGCCAAUCUAGAAGAGUUUGACAAAGUCACUAAAAACGUGGAAGGCCUUGCCCCGAAGCCAAUGACUGUUUUGGCCUCAUUAUUCAAAGGGCAAGAUGAUGUCACAAAAUUGGAUUUGAGAUUGAAGAUUUCAAAAGAAGAGAAAAACCUUGGGUUAUUUAUAGUCAAGAACAGGAGAGACUUAGUGAGUGCAGCAGACAGUUCAGACCCCCUGAAGCCUUACCAAGACUUCGUCAUAGAUUGCAGGGAGCCGGAUGCCAAGGCCCGCGUGUGUGAGCUGCUCAAGUACCAGGGCGAGCCAAGCCUGCUGGAGGAGAUGCAGGGCUGGUCCAUCCCGCCCUUCCCUGUGAGCGGCCACGACCUCAGGAAAGCAGGCAUUGUUUCGGGGAAGGAAAUCGGGGCUCUUCUACAGCAGCUGCGGAACCAGUGGAAAAAAAGUGGCUACCAGAUGGAAAAGGAUGAACUUCUGAGUUACAUACAAAAGCCGGGGAGCUGAGAGCAGCUCACUGCGAGGCGCGCCGUGGCUCUGGGCCUCAGCUGGUCCCGCGCUGUCGCCUGCCACCGCACCUGGCUUUCUAACCUUCCAACAAAAAGGCUUGUCCGCCCAGAAGCAGCCACAGGUACUGUGUCUGAACUCCAGCUGGAUUCCAAAAUAAACGAGUGCUGAAAGCAGUCAGAUGUCUGACCCGAGUGCGUAAGACGUACCAUAGGUGUCCUGCUCGCAGGAGGUACACCACAACAGGUGUCUCCUGUCACGAUGGGAUGUCUAGAAAUUAGGGUGCUUGUGGGGGCUGUUAACUUUGAUCGGUUCCCUUUGCUUUGAAGUUGAAUGCUUACGUGUAGUGCCCGCCUGUGCAUGCUGGGCCGUGAGAUUACUGCAGAGCUGUGCACAGACUUCUCAGCAGUUAGAGG